AUGGGUGGCACUCGUGACAAAAAGAUUCAAUACUUCGCUAAGUUGAAGGAGUUGUUGACUGAAUACAAGUCUAUCUUCAUUGUUGGUGUCGACAAUGUCUCCUCUCAGCAGAUGCACGAGAUCAGAAAGGCCUUGAGAGGUGAAGCUCAGGUUUUGAUGGGUAAGAACACUAUGGUCAGAAGAGCCAUUAGAGGUUUCUUGUCUGAAUUGCCAGAGUACGAGAAGUUGUUGCCUUUCGUCAAGGGUAACGUUGGUUUCAUCUUCACCAACGGUGACUUGAAGACCAUCAGAGAGACUGUUACCUCUAACGUCGUUGCCGCUCCAGCCAGAGCCGGUGCCAUUGCUCCAAAGGACGUUUACGUUCCAGCCGGUAACACUGGUAUGGAACCAGGUAAGACCUCUUUCUUCCAGGCCUUGGGUGUCCCAACCAAGAUUGCCAGAGGUACCAUUGAGAUUGUCUCUGACGUCAAGGUCGUUGAGGCCAGCACCAGAGUUGGUCCUUCCGAAGCCGCUUUGUUGAACUUGUUGAACAUCUCUCCAUUCACCUACGGUAUGACUGUCGUCCAGGUUUACGACAACGGUCAGGUGUUCCCAGCUACCAUCUUGGACAUCACUGACGAUGAGUUGGUUGGCCACUUCGUGUCUGCCAUCAACACCAUCGCCUCUAUCUCCUUGGCUGUUGGUUACCCAACCUUGCCAUCUGUCGGUCACUCCGUCAUCAACCACUACAAGAACGUUUUGGCUGUGUCGAUUGCCACUGACUACACCUUCGAGGGCUCCGAGGCCAUCAAGGACAGAUUGGCUAACCCAGAGGCUUACGCCGCUGCUGCUCCAGCUGCCGGUGCCGCUUCCGAGUCUGCUGCUGCCGAGGAGGCUCCAGCUGAGGAGGAAGAGGAGUCUGACGACGACAUGGGCAUGGGUUUGUUCGAUUAA
This is a messenger RNA of Candidozyma haemuli, 933 nucleotides long. RefSeq names its product 60S ribosomal protein uL10 (gene RPP0). Bases 1 to 933 code for a protein of 310 amino acids. Gene Ontology annotation, cellular component: cytosolic large ribosomal subunit. Gene Ontology annotation, molecular function: large ribosomal subunit rRNA binding; structural constituent of ribosome. The record is from RefSeq and is a predicted model, not a curated record. The transcript has a single exon. NCBI's taxonomy places the organism in Eukaryota, Fungi, Ascomycota, Pichiomycetes, Serinales, Metschnikowiaceae. Gene Ontology annotation, biological process: cytoplasmic translation; ribosome biogenesis; ribosomal large subunit assembly.